Penicillium coprophilum is the source of this 1635-nucleotide messenger RNA. Its product is annotated as DNA-directed DNA polymerase delta subunit POL31. Gene Ontology annotation, molecular function: DNA binding. The coding region runs from base 1 to 1635 and encodes 544 amino acids. The record is from RefSeq and is a predicted model, not a curated record. The transcript has 5 exons. Gene Ontology annotation, biological process: DNA strand elongation involved in DNA replication; DNA replication. Gene Ontology annotation, cellular component: delta DNA polymerase complex. Lineage: Eukaryota; Fungi; Ascomycota; Eurotiomycetes; Eurotiales; Aspergillaceae.
AUGGCACCGGAUGCUGAAGAUUACACUUUCUUGUGUCCUCCCAGCAAGGAGGAUCAGGAACAGGAACCAGUUUACCGCGCACCCUCUCAUUACAACCCUCAUCACACUUUCCAUCUACCAGCCGGCGCAGGACGACACUAUCAGCAGCAAUAUGGCGACCUAUACUUUUUGCGACUCGCAAAGUUGAAGCCCACCGUCGAAAAAGUUGCGAAAGAUGCGUGGGAUGGACUUAUUAUUGCUGGAGAGAAGGUGCGACGUGUUGAUCGAGUACUCGAUGUCCGACAAGGCGAGCUGUGCUGGGUCGCCGGUACCGUAUACAUGGAUUUGCCCAUGAAGCCGAAUAUUUUGGACGACCUCAGCAAAGAGAACUUCACCUCUGCUCCACCUCCCCGCCGCACCUACACUGAUCCUUCCAACCCAUCUUUGACUCAAAUUAUGAUGGAAGAUGAGUCCGGCCGCUUACGGCUCACUGGGAACUUCUUGCAGUCUACACAACUGGCGACUGGUGCCAUUAUUGCAGCUUUGGGAACCGAAAAUGCGAAUGGAGAUUUCGAGGUUAUUGAUAUCAAACUCCCGGAUCUGGCUCCCCAGCCUCAACGAUGGGAGGGCAAGUCUCCAGAAAAUGGAGUUGCAGUUUCUGGAAAGGAACAUGGCAAAAUAGCCUUCGUCAGUGGCCUGGGAAUCACAGGAACAUCGAGUGACACGCUUGCUUUGGAGCUAUUGACAGAUUAUCUUCUGGGCUACACAGGAUUCUCGGGAGAUGAAGACAACAGCCCAUCCUUAAGUUCCUCUAAAAUCACCCGUUUGGUCAUCGCAGGUAACUCACUUGGAGCCAGCGUAGUUGGCGAUGUGGCAUCAACAAACUCUGGCACUGAUGAGGCAACAAAAGCACACCCGAAAAAGUAUGGUUAUGACGCCUCUGCAUACAAUCCCGCGCCUAUCACAGAGCUCGAUAACUUCUUGGCGGAGAUCUUGCCCAGCAUCCCUGUCACGCUCAUGCCGGGCGAAAAGGAUCCCGCGAACUUUUCUCUCCCCCAGCAGGGGAUCCAUCGUACUAUGUUCCCUCAAGCAAGGGUAUAUUCCGCACCUCCGCCCAGAGGAGAUGACAAGCCCGAGGCGGGCUGGUUUGACAGCGUCACGAACCCCUGGGACGGGGACGUAGAAGGCUGGCGACUGUGGGGAUGCAGUGGUCAGAAUGUUGACGAUGUUCUGCGGUAUAUCAGUAUUGAGGGCGGCGAUAGCAGCCCAGAUCAGGAGUCCGAUUCCGAUGCUCGGAUGCGAAUCAUGGAAGCCAUGCUCCGUUGGCGCUGUGGUGUUCCCACUGCGCCAGACACAAUUUGGUCAUAUCCUUUCCAGUCCGAUGAUCCAUAUGUCAUUGAGUCCUGUCCGCAUAUCUUUUUCGCUGGUAACCAACCUCAGUUCAAAACUGCCACGAUUCAGGGUGACGUUUCUCUCCGCCUAGACGGGGACACUGAGAUGAUUGGUGCUGCUGAUGGCUCUGAUGCACCCCGUGUUCGGCUGCUGGCACUUCCCAAAUUCAACGAAACCGGGGAGUUGAUUUUGGUCGAUACCGAGACGCUAGAGGUUGAGGUGGUCCGGUUUGGAGUUUUCAAGGGUCAGGAAGAACAAAAAUGA